This is a messenger RNA of Danio rerio (zebrafish), 951 nucleotides long. The record is from RefSeq and is a predicted model, not a curated record. NCBI's taxonomy places the organism in Eukaryota, Metazoa, Chordata, Actinopteri, Cypriniformes, Danionidae.
AUGAAGGCUGUGGAUGACCAAGAAAUACCAUGCAAGACAAAUGGAGAAGCCAGCCCCAAUCUUGGAAUAGCAAAACUUCAGGGCAGGAUUAAAUAUGCUGAAAUAUUUGCAAAUUAUGCUGCAAGCAGCUGCAAAGAAAUUCGUGACAAGUAUAAGGUUUAUGAUGAUGGCCUGUACUACCUGAUCUCCUCAAAAGGAGUCCUUUACCAGACAUACUGUGACAUGACCACUGCAGGCGGCGGCUGGACGCUGGUGGCCAGUGUUCAUGAAAACAACAUGUACGGAAAGUGUACAGUUGGUGACCGCUGGUCUAGCGAGCAGGGCAAUGACCCAAACAGGCCUAAUGGUGAAGGGACAUGGGCUAAUACAGUCACAUUUGGAAGUGUGGAGGCUUCUACAAGUGACGAUUAUAAGAAUCCUGGAUACUUCGAUAUUGCGGCUCAGGAUGUAUCUGUGUGGCACGUUCCUAAUAACAGUGAGUUGGAAAAUUGGGCCACUGCUUCCUUCCUGAGAUACCACACUGAAAAUCGCUUCCUUACACAACAUGGAGGAAACCUUUUCAGUUUAUUCAAGAAAUACCCUCUGAAGUAUGGAUUAGGGUCAUGCAACAUCGAUAACGGACCUGCUGUCCCAAUCGUGUAUGAUACUGGAAAUACAGAGUCUACCAAAUUACUGUAUGGUCCCAAUACAAGAACAAACUUUGCACCUGGAUACAUCACAUUCAGAGUCUUCAAUACUGAAAAAGCAGCCUUGGCUCUUUGCUCAGGUGUUAAACCGACUGGCUGUAACUCUGAACAUAUUUGUAUUGGCGGUGGUGGAUAUUUUCCUGAGGCAUCCCCUAGACAGUGUGGGGACUUUGCGGGUUUUGACUGGGAUGGUUAUGGCACUAAUGCAGGAUGGAGUGCAUCCAAAAAGAUAACUGAAGCAGCUGUACUUCUCUUUUAUCGCUGA